Molecule: messenger RNA, 1210 nt
Organism: Haliotis rubra (blacklip abalone)
Lineage: Eukaryota; Metazoa; Mollusca; Gastropoda; Lepetellida; Haliotidae
Product: transcription initiation factor TFIID subunit 11-like
Exons: 3
Coding region: 140-844 (234 amino acids)
Source: RefSeq, a predicted model, not a curated record
CAUCUCAGCGAACGAAUUGAAGAUAUAAGAGAAAGAAUAGAAAACAUGAAUUCAGGCAGAUGAUGAUGAUGAUGAUGAUGAUGAUGAUGAAUCUAAUCUCAGCGAACGAAUUGAAGAUAUAAGAGAAAGAAUAGAAGACAUGAAAGCUGCUGAUGCUGGUGAAACAUUCAGUCUAAACAACAGGAUGGAAGAAAUGAAAGAAAGGAUAGAAGAAAUGAAUGCCAGCGAUGACGAUGAUGACGACAACGAUGACGAUGAUGAUGAUGAAGCGUCCGAUGCACAGAGCACUAUCAGUAACAGAAUGAAGUCGAUCAAGGAAAAGUUAGAAAAUCUCAGAAACAAAAGCGAUGACGACGCCGACGUUGAUGGCAUUCAGACGCCACAACUGACGCGUCUCGAGCUGCUAAGUCAGAAGGUACGGGAAUCCCAAGAACGGUUAGGUGACCUCAAAGAGACAUUCCACGACCUCACUGCAGCUAAUGGCGACAAACAUGAGGAUGAAGAUGACGACAAGGACUACGAUUCCCUCGGCAGUCGUGACUACGAUACCGAUGAAGAUGAUGAGGCCUAUGGCGGUGACGACAGUAUCCGACUGAGGCUGAUGCACCGUUUACAGUCCCAACGCCGCACACUGAACAGCGACGUUGAUGAUGAUGGCAACGAAACGUCGCCAGCGAUGACACUGUACGACGACGACGAGAACGACGAUAAAGACACAUGUCCAGUGUUCCCGGUAAAGAUAAAAAAGAACGUGAUCACUGUCUCCACUGGAAAUGGAUGUGAAAUCGUCAUCAAGUUGUCAGGUCAUAGCACGGGAAACGUCAUAGUCCGGAAGCGGAACUGAAGAUCACGUGACAUGGGGAGUACAAUCAGAACAUUCUGCUUCCGGAAACGGGCGAAUGGUUACGGCUGCCGAUGACUGGAAUGGUCAUGGGAGGGUAACGUUGGGUGGAGGCGCACGGCUUUGACAGUGUAACCACGAAAGUCACCUGACAAGCAAUUUCCAACAAUAAAUAUCCGACAUUCAUUUUCUCUGCGGAAGACAAAGUCGAACAGAGGGCCGCCAUGACAGGUCAGGGUUAUUGCGGUGUAUAUAGUGUUAGUGUGUGGCUGAAGCUUGGUGGUGGUCAUCAAGAUUUGUAAACCUGGAUAUAAUCAUAACGCGAGUAUGUAUACAUCUUAUUUUCCAGAAUAAAUAUUUUUACAAGAU